Messenger RNA from Meloidogyne enterolobii, 333 nucleotides. Lineage: Eukaryota; Metazoa; Nematoda; Chromadorea; Rhabditida; Meloidogynidae. The record is from the annotation of a GenBank genome assembly.
AUGGGACCGCCAGAAUCGCCAUAUCAGGGCGGAGUGUUCUUCUUGACAAUCCACUUUCCAACAGACUAUCCGUUUAAGCCGCCAAAAGUGGCGUUUACGACUCGUAUAUAUCAUCCAAAUAUCAACAGCAAUGGAAGCAUUUGCUUGGACAUUCUGAGAUCUCAAUGGUCUCCAGCUUUGACUAUCUCAAAAGUUUUGCUGUCAAUUUGCUCAUUGCUCUGUGAUCCAAAUCCGGACGAUCCGUUGGUGCCCGAGAUUGCGCGCAUAUAUAAGACUGAUCGAGAGAGAUACAAUACGCUGGCUCGUGAAUGGACGCAGAAAUACGCCAUGUGA